AUGUCAGGACCAACACCAACCUCGCGUUCACGCGCUCCUCCACAGGGCGAUGAAGAAGCUUCGAGCGAAUUAAAGUUGGGCGAGUUCCAAGAUGUCGACGCGCUGACGCACAGUGAGGCGGCUCUCGUAAUUAAUGCAUUGAUGGCGAAGAGACGGAUGGGCGGCAAGGAUCGGAUUGGCGAGACAGAAAUGCUCCUAAAAACGACCGAGUACCUUGAUCAUUUCGCGCGCUUUAAGCGGAAGGAAAAUGUGGAAGCAGUUGAACGUCUGCUCUCAGCCCACAAAGAAUUGGCCAAAUUUGAGCGCGCACAACUCGGAAGUCUCUGUUGCGACACAGCCGAAGAAGCUAAAACGUUGAUUCCAAGUCUCCAAGACAAGAUAGGCGAUGACGAACUCCAAGAACUACUCGACGAAAUCACGAAGCUGAUGGGCUAUGGAAAUUAG
This is a messenger RNA of Blumeria graminis f. sp. triticale, 444 nucleotides long. The record is from the annotation of a GenBank genome assembly. Lineage: Eukaryota; Fungi; Ascomycota; Leotiomycetes; Helotiales; Erysiphaceae.